AUGUCGCCAAAAGUAUACCUCUUUUUUAUUACAGGAAGGGAGCUCCAAAAACGCUGGAAAAACCUACGAACCUGCCUCGAAAGGGAAAUGUCUUUUCAGAAGAAAGAAUACAGAGACAUAUUAGACGGCAGAGAAAUGAAACGCAGAAAGAGAUACGAAUACUUCAACAGAAUGCUUUUCCUGCUAAACAAAGAACAAAAGAAAGAAAUGGAAAAAAUUAUGGCUGUAACCUCUUCAAUUCUUCAUAGUGACACAACUGACCAUGUAAAUAAUCAGAGUGAAGUCAACAAUGAUUUAAAUGAAAUCAAAACUGAAUGUCCUAGUGAAUAUGAUGAUGAUGAUAAUAUUAUGGUCAUAGAGCCUGAGGAAGAACGGAAAGCAGAAAACCCGUUUCAAAACACUGAGAUUGUUGAAGGUGUCAGUUUGAAUUCUUUGAAUUGCGAGGAAGAUAAACUAUUUUUGCUGUCGCUGUUGAAAACUUUUGGAAAAUUCGACGAUAGACAGAGAUUUGAGGCUAAGAUUCAGAUUUUGCAGACGCUAAAGAAGAUACAAUUUCCUGAUGAUGCAGAAAUGAAUUGA
Cydia amplana is the source of this 579-nucleotide messenger RNA. RefSeq lists its product as uncharacterized. Bases 1 to 579 code for a protein of 192 amino acids. Gene Ontology annotation, molecular function: DNA binding. The transcript is spliced from 2 exons. The record is from RefSeq and is a predicted model, not a curated record. NCBI's taxonomy places the organism in Eukaryota, Metazoa, Arthropoda, Insecta, Lepidoptera, Tortricidae.